Messenger RNA from Trichoderma citrinoviride, 858 nucleotides. RefSeq lists its product as hypothetical. The transcript has a single exon. Gene Ontology annotation, biological process: protein depalmitoylation. Lineage: Eukaryota; Fungi; Ascomycota; Sordariomycetes; Hypocreales; Hypocreaceae. The record is from RefSeq and is a predicted model, not a curated record. Gene Ontology annotation, molecular function: palmitoyl-(protein) hydrolase activity; carboxylic ester hydrolase activity. The coding region runs from base 1 to 858 and encodes 285 amino acids. Gene Ontology annotation, cellular component: cytoplasm.
AUGAUUUCCGACCUCCCCCUCCACACCAUCCCUCCCGCCAGACCACACACCCACACCGUCAUAUUCCUCCACAGGAACAGGCACUUUGCCCGCGAGACCGUCAACCAGCUCCACGAAGCAACCGACCUCUCCUGGCGCUCCAUCAUCCAGAACUACGCCUCCACCAGAUGGGUGUUCCCCCAGGCACCCACCGACGAGUCCAUCAUGCCGUCGCUCCUGUCGAUCUCCACAGGGAUACACCAUGGUGUACAACGAGGGGAGCCGAGCUGGUGGAAAGAAGCCGUGGGUGAGGAAGAUGAGGAGGAGGAGGAGGAGGGGAAGAGAUUAUGGGAUAUGAUGCAUGGGCUUGGGCAGAGGAUCAAAGAGCUGCAGAAGCUCAUACGGAAAGAGGUCGUCAUGCUAGGAGGUCGCUGGGACAGGGUCAUCUUCGGGGGAAUCGGUCAUGGAGCGGGCAUGGCGCUGAUGGCUCUCAUCAAUCUGGACGACACUUCUUCGCCAGGCCUUACAGACGACGACAGACCUCAGCCCCUGGGCAGCUUCAUCGGGGUAUCGGCUGAACUGCCCGCCUCCAUCCCAACACUCAUCUCGACGCCCCUCCUCACGCCCAACGAAGUUGCCCCCGAGGGAAACCAGGUUUUGCAGAAGACGCCCAUGCUGCUGCAGCAUUUUCACAACGGCGGCGUAAGUUACAUGCAGAGGGGCAGGGACCUGCGCGACUAUCUCCGACACAGCGCGGGCGUGGAACUCGUCUGCUGGAAGGAGUACAUGAACGGGUGGCCGUAUCUGAAUUCGCCGACGGGGGUGGAGGACAUGAAGACGUUUCUCAAGGAGAAGAUGGAUAUGAGGACGAACUGGUGA